UCUGUAUUAGUCUCCCUCUGCACUUUGCUGUGCUAACCUGUCUGGAGUAAACACAGAAACAAUAUUUUGGGUUGUUGGAUGAAACUACCGGUUGCAAUGAUACAUUUUAAAGGAGGGGCACUGCCACUGUAAAUCUGCAGAUUAGUGUAGUCUGCACUUACUUAUCCAGUAGUUGUUAUUAAGCUGCUAUAGAGAACCUUAGGAGGAUAGGAAACAUGUUUGCAGAAUACUUAAUAUUUUAAUGCAUUUAAUGCAUUUAAUAUGAUUAAUUCCAAAAGGAGGAUGUCCAUCUCUGGGAGUAUAAACAGGGAAAUGGAAUUAAUUUAAGAAAAUUCUUAUUCCUUAAUAAACUGGGCAUAACAAUUCCCGAUAGCAGAUCCGAAAAUUAAUGUAUAUUUAAAGAUAACAUUUUAUUUGACUUAACCUUUACUAAAGAUGGGACAGCAUUUGAGCGAGGAAUCGAGCAAAGUAGAGAUUGAUGUGGAGGAGCUCCAGGAAUGGUACAAGAAAUUUGUGGUGGAAUGCCCCAGUGGGACCCUAUUCAUGCAUGAAUUCAAGCGCUUUUUUGGGGUGGCAAACAACCAAGAAGCAGCCGAUUAUGUGGAGCACAUGUUCAGAGCCUUCGACAAAAAUGGGGAUAAUACUAUAGAUUUUUUGGAAUACGUGGCAGCUUUGAACCUUGUGUUAAGAGGAAAGUUAGAGCACAAGCUGAAAUGGACAUUUAAAGUGUAUGACAGAGAUGGGAAUGGCUGCAUAGACAAGAGAGAACUUCUAGAAAUAAUUGAGUCCAUCUAUAACCUGAAAAAAGUCUGUCGUGACGGACAAGAUGAAAGAACUCCCUUGCUUUCUCCAGAACAAGUCGUAGAGAGGAUAUUCCAGUUAGUGGAUGAAAAUGGAGAUGGCCAACUGUCCUUAGAUGAGUUUGUUGAUGGAGCACGCAAAGACAAAUGGGUGAUGAAGAUGCUCCAGAUGGAUGUGGGUCCAGGAUCCUGGAUUACUGAACAAAGAAGGAAAAGUGCUCUCUUUUAAUGGAAAGCUGAGACGCCAAACUGAACACUAGAGUGGUGAAGAGUUUUAACACUUGAGAGAUAAAGUGGAAUCAGUCAAGCCAUGAAUUUAUGAAACUAUGCACAGACAAAACACACAAUUGUAUAAAUCUUAAAAGAAUUGUUGUAGUAUUGUUAGAUAAUUGAAAUUUGAGAUGACUCAUUAUUACAUAUAUGUUCUCUAGCUGUUUUAUAUUGCAAAUGUAGACAUCUGUGAAUAGUGGUCACUAAACUUGUAAUCUGAACUUCAGUUCGUUUGUACAGUAACAAAUAAUAGUUGUAGCCAACCUCAUCCUUAUCAGAGGGAUGUCGUUAACUUUCAAUAAGCUUAGGCAGAUGUUUGGUCAGUCUGUGUGAUAGUGUGUACAGAACAGGUGCAUGAAAUCAUGUAUAAAUAUAUAUAUAUUAUGCCUUCAGGUUAGGGUUGCUGUUACUUUAGUCAAUUCCCUAGGGCUUUGUUUAGCUUGAGAGAAAUUGCACAAUGAUUUACAUAUAAAUAUUAAAAUGAGGUCCCCACAGUUAAAAUUAAUGUGGGGCCAGUGCAAUAUAGCAAUCCGUUAACGUAAGGAUUUAAAAGACAACAGUCGAAAGUUCAGAUAGACACAGCAACACCACACAGAAUAUUUAUUAAGACAGUACUUAUUUAUAAUCCCUUUAGUAUGUAAAGUAACAUUUAAAAGUAAAGAUAGUUUUUGUAUUUUCUUUCAUUGCCAAACCUUUCUAGACCAUCUUAUACACCACUUAUACCAUAUACAGCAAAGAGCCAUGUCUUUAUUUGUCCCCCCCUCAUGGGUUGUGCCUGCAACUCACAGGUGUAAUGCUUUGUGCUCCAAGAAUGUAACACAAAGUGGUGGCAUUGAUAGAGCAUGCCAGCACUGCAUACUGGAUGGAAAGCACAUGGCAUCCCCUGCCAGACCCCUUCCAUGUAAGUUAUGAAUGCCCUGCAGAGAAGGAAUGCCAAGUGAUGCAAGAUGCAAAGGAGCCCUUUACUUGACAAAUUCUUAUGGCCUGAAAAAGGUGCAGAAUCUUCAAUUGGCUUUAGGUGCAAGUGGUUUCUUAGAGGUGCAGUUGUGAACCCCAUUCUGGCACUUGCACCAUGCCCAUAUGAAAGAACCUAGCAGUGCAUUCAUUCUUGUUCCAGGCCAUCUAGUGAAAUUAGAGUAACAUAAUUAUAUUGUUACUGAGAGCUGAGGUUAAAAAAAAAUACAUAUGACCAUCAUGUCCAAACUUUUGCACAACAAAGUCAUGCCAAACUUGUAGUCAUGUUCUCUUUCAGGUCCAUUUUGAUAGCAGAUAUUCUGCACAAGAUCCUAUAAGGGCUUUCAGUUCUAAGAAUUUUAUCCUGUUUUAAGGGGUUUUAACUAGAAAACACAAUUUAUUGAUAUUUUUACCUGUUUUAGAAAUAUUUAAAAAACACAACUUGUUAAAUCACCCAAGUAGCACGCGGGAAGCCCCAAAAUAGUAUUGUGGUCAAUAAGUAUUGACUAUGAACAUGAAGUGAUUAGAAUCGAUGAUCCCAUUAAAGUGCAAUAUACUGUAAAAAAAUGUAUAACCAUAAUGAGAAUUGAAAAGAAAUCAUAUCUCCUAUCAUGAUUAAUUAUCCAUUCAAGUUUCUUCCUAAUGCCAGUGAUUGACUGAGAAAGACAUAUUUAAUAAACCCCCAUCCCAAACUAAUUGCUAUAAAUGCCUUAGUUCUAUGGAAAACAGAUAUUAAUCCCAUCUGAGUAGUUACCAAACUUAACUUCACCUCUAGGCAGGAUGUAAUCCAAUACCAAUGGAUUUCCGUUGAUCGGAUUUCUUAAGUGUUCUAAAUUAGAAAGCUAAGGAGCAAGGAAGAGGCUAGAAAGGUCAAUGUGACGGCCAGUUGUCAAGAGCAUUCCUAAAUAAAUGUAAAUAUUAAAUA
Molecule: messenger RNA, 2949 nt
Organism: Xenopus laevis (African clawed frog)
Lineage: Eukaryota; Metazoa; Chordata; Amphibia; Anura; Pipidae
Gene: guca1b.L
Product: guanylyl cyclase-activating protein 2
Exons: 4
Coding region: 436-1029 (197 amino acids)
Source: RefSeq, a predicted model, not a curated record